Messenger RNA from Diprion similis, 1265 nucleotides. RefSeq lists its product as uncharacterized. The record is from RefSeq and is a predicted model, not a curated record. Bases 336 to 1265 code for a protein of 309 amino acids. The transcript has 6 exons. Lineage: Eukaryota; Metazoa; Arthropoda; Insecta; Hymenoptera; Diprionidae.
AAGUAGAGAGUGUAACGCGUUAAUAGUCCAUCGUGUCUUUCAGACAUCGAUAUCAAAAACGAGGGGAAGGAGUGGUGCGCGAUAAAUGCUCGGAUGAUCAAGUGCUGCGAGACCAUCUGCCCGAAUGACGUCGAGUGCGAGGUAAAUGUGACACGUGAAUGUAACGUGUGGUUGUGUAAUUUAUGCGUGUCGUCUUGUAUACCUCGAAGCUGGAAGGGUUGUGUACCUCACAGUUUCGUACCAAUACCAAGGCACUCGGAGACCAACGAUUCUGACCGGUGUUAUAAGACUCCCGAUCUUCUCACCCCCAGCACAUUCAACUCGUCGGAGGUGACAUGGGUGUCCUGAUUCCAAAUGUCUCCAGAAACGUGACUCUGGUUUGGCCGACUCUUUACCUUCAUGACCGGGUCGGGGAAUGCAUGAUCGCGAUCGGUUACACCACCAGGGACAAUCAGACUGGCGAGAUACGUCAGAAGGUUAAAUUCGACACCAGCGUAUCGACGCGAUCAGCCGUACGUCCAGUUCUUCAAGGAUACUACACCAGAGGUGAAGCCAGGACGUGUCCUACCGUCGAUCUAGACACUCUGGACGACUGUCGUCCGGUUAAUUGUCACAUGAAGUACCACGGGAAGAGGAAUUUCUUCAACCGUCGGCAUCGGCGGUGCCAGCCAGUUCCAGUCUGCAUCGCUGAUACUAAUAAAGAACUGCCUGACGUUGCCUACGUGCCGGCUAGCAACACCUGUCGAGAUUUGGAGAACGCGGUGAACGAGGUUGAAGUUCGCGCCCUGAGUCGAGGAACAGCGGAGACGGCUUGGAGGUCGGAACCACGGCCGUACUUAUCGAACAUACACUGUCAUCACGGCAAGACCGACAACGCUACAGGCUUCUGCAUCUGUCACGAAGGAUGGACCUCGAAGUCGGUGGACAACCUGGAGCCGAGCACCGAGUUGAUCCAUCUCUGCAACGUCCAAAUGCUUCCAUGGCCACGUUUGAGAGCGAACAGACUGAAGACCGUCCUGACGGUGAUUGCAGCGUUACUCGGAGUCCUCGUGGUUCUCUUCUGCUGCGCGACGGCUUACGUUAUGCGGAGGCAAUCUUCUUCCGGGGAAAACUCCGUCUGCGGAAAUCGGCCGGUGACCACAUCCUGUUCCCCGAGUUCCACCAGGUCUGAAGGUAGCUGUUCUUACGGUCGACCGUACAAACGACUCGGCAGGAAAACUUGUUCGGACACUUCUUGUCGCACUCAUAGUCUCGUGCGACACUGA